This is a messenger RNA of Phyllotreta striolata, 1478 nucleotides long. NCBI's taxonomy places the organism in Eukaryota, Metazoa, Arthropoda, Insecta, Coleoptera, Chrysomelidae. The record is from the annotation of a GenBank genome assembly.
CAAAUAUUGGAAUUCGUUUGUAAUUUAUCUUUAAUUUCCGGUUACAUGUUACAUUGCAGUAAUAAAUAGUGGUAAUUGUAUACAUUGCAAAUCAACAAGUGAGAAAAGCUACUUAGAAACCCGCAAUAAUCUAUAAAUAUUUAAUUUGUAAUGGCUAGUGGCUCAAAAAAACGAAUCAUGGUAGAAACCAAGAACUUAUCCAAAGAUCCUCCUCCCGGUAUCAGUGCAACACCGGAUGAAUCAAACAACAGAUAUUUCCAUGUCGUGAUGGCAGGCCCAUCGGGUUCCCCCUACGAAGGAGGUUUGUUCAAAUUAGAAUUAUUUUUACCGGAAAAUUACCCAAUGUCACCACCCAGUGUAAGAUUCUUGACGAAAAUUUACCAUCCCAACAUCGAUAAAUUGGGAAGAAUAUGCUUAGACAUUCUCAAAGACCAGUGGUCGCCGGCGUUACAAGUUAGAACAGUACUGUUAUCAAUUCAAGCUUUAUUAAGUAGUCCUAACCCAGAUGAUCCGCUUGCAAAUGAUGUUGCUAACAUGUGGAAGACACGAGAACAAGAAGCCGUACUAAAAGCGAAAGAAUGGACGAGGCUCUUUGCUAUGGAAUAAGGUCCUUUCAGAAUGUACGAGUAGUAAUACUGUCACAAGACUGACUGUGAUAAUAUGUUAAAAGAUACUUUGUUUACAAUGCCAUUUUGGAUAAUUACAUAAAUAAUACAGUCUGUUUUUAAUUCCUACUGGGACAAUUAGGUACAACAAAUCAAAAUAUUACGGUUUUCUUUUGCGUUAAUGUAAUGGUUCCAUAUUUAUCAGUAUUAUUAUCAGAUAUUGCUGAUUUAUUAUGUUAGAUAAAUAAAUUACUAUUUCCACGAACAAUUAAUUUAUAACAGUGUGUAUUUGGUACACAAAUUAUUUUAUUCCAAUAUUGUUAAAAUGCAUGCCUACUUAUUUUACAGUGUCAUCUGUAAAUGUUAUCCAGAGAUUAUUUGUUUAUAACAGAAUCUUUGUAAUAAACGUGACAUUACACUACCUUUGAUUUCGUCCCAUUCUUAUCUCUAAUAUACAGGGUGUAUCUAAAUAACACCGGAAACUUUGAAGGGGUGAUUCGGUGAUGAAAAUUAAGGUGGGUACAUGGUAUAUUUUUUUAAACCCUUCUCAGAAAAGUUAUCCCUUCAAAGAUUAAAAAAAAAAAGAUUUUUCUUAAUUUUCCCUGUAUAUUAAGCUAAAGACUUGAAACUUGGGAAAUAUUAUUUGUUAAUGAAACUACACAUUUUGAAAUUUUUUAAACCCUGAAGUAUGCUAAGAAGGGGUUGAAAUAGUCAGCUCCUAAGACAUUUUUUUCUUACUACAAUCACCCCUUAAUUUUUUUCAGUAUUAUUUAGAUACACUCUGUAUAAAUUCCAAAUAAGUUAAUCAUAUUGCUAAAUUGAUAACGAUUUAAUCAAAUAUUUAUUAUAGAAAUUAGAACUGCCUAAUUAAAA